Exophiala xenobiotica is the source of this 3487-nucleotide messenger RNA. RefSeq lists its product as uncharacterized. The transcript has a single exon. The coding region runs from base 159 to 3326 and encodes 1055 amino acids. NCBI's taxonomy places the organism in Eukaryota, Fungi, Ascomycota, Eurotiomycetes, Chaetothyriales, Herpotrichiellaceae. The record is from RefSeq and is a predicted model, not a curated record. Gene Ontology annotation, cellular component: cytosol. Gene Ontology annotation, molecular function: flavin adenine dinucleotide binding; sulfite reductase (NADPH) activity; FMN binding.
CUAGCGGGCGAACUCGCCCGUACGGGGCUCAUGGCUUUGAAAUUAUUUUCUGAGAUGAAGGAUGCUUCCUUCUCAUCUCUAACCCUCUACCUCAAGAGGUCGCAGUCAGAGUAUACCAGACCACCGGCCUUUGACACAAUACUGAAUCCGUCCUCAAGAUGGCUUCCUCACAAAGCCAGUCUUUCGGUCAAUCGCCGCCUCUCUCCUCGGUCGCUGGCCCUACCUAUGUAACGGCACAGACUCUCGUCCAACAGGUAGCCUAUACAUUGUCGGACAAGAUCUUCUCCUACUCUCCUGAGACCUUCGACCUCGAUAUCGCGGCUCGAGCGUGGGCAGAGGCGCAAGAGACGAAUGCAAACGGGUACAAGACUGCUGUGCAGUCGAUGCAAAUACGGAAUGGAGCAGGGUCAAUUGCCUUGGGUUACAUGUUCUCCAAGGACUUUGACCUGAAGAAAAGACACAUUCCGCAAGGACUUCUCGCCCCAUCGUCGGCACUGACCUUCCUGAGACCUGUCCUCGACCAGCUCUCGCUCCUGUAUUCUGUCAGCAAUCCCUUCGUUGCGCACAUUGCAGCCCUAGAUUAUGAGGGCGAGAAGAAUGGUGAACUGGUCUCCGACUACGCAUCAGCCCUGUCCACAGCCGAGGACCUGGGCUUGGGCUUAGUCGCAUCCCAGUCUGCACAUGAGGCACAACACAUGUCACUGCUUGCUACUCUUCUGGCGCGAGAUCUGCCGACACUCCAUGUGUACGACGGCCUACGGGUUGGUAGAGACACGACAAGAGUCAUCGACAUCCUCGACAAGUCCGGUCUCGGGGCUGCAUACCAAUCUGUGCUGGAGUCGAUAUCAGACGAAGACCGAAAGCACUUAAGUCCCGAAGGUAAAGCCUUGAAGACUCUCCGAGCUCUCAACGAGGAGCUAGGGACGGACUACAAAGCAUUCGAGUACUUUGGUCAUGAACAACCAGAAGUAGUUCUUGUGGCUUUCGGCUCUGUUGAGUCUUCUUUGGCUGCUCAAGCUGCUACUGCCCUGGCACGAUCCGGUAACAGAAUUGGCACCAUUAAUGUCAGACUUUAUCGGCCAUUUGCAGAGGAGCAAUUCUUGCACCUCCUUCCUAUUGGCGUUAGGGUAGUCGGUGUCCUCGGUCAGGUCCUUGACGCACAAGCUGUCCAGGAUGCCGGCCUUCACUCCCAGCUCUACGAGGACGUUCUCGCUUCAGUUUCUUACGGGACUUCCAUCCAGAAUACCCCAGAGGUUCGUGAACUGAAGUACGCUCGUGCCGAGCGGUGGACACCUUCGUCCAUCUCCGCCACUUUCCAGAUGCUUCUGGGCAAGCCAGCGGACGACCAAGGUGUAACUACGUUCCUGGAUGAUUCGGUGCAACAAUACACAUUCUGGAACGCCGACGAUGCACCAUCAGCAUCAGCAGCCACUUACCUGGCGCAGGCUCUGGCCAAGGAUUCCGCGCAGAAUGUUACCGUCAACACCACCCACGACAACCUUCUCCAGGGUGGAUCGUACAGAAUCGAAAUACGUAAAUCACCCAAGACCAUCGACGCCUCAUAUCCUAUCUCGUCGGCAAACACCGCCGUUGUUACAGAUGUGAAGCUUCUGGAGAAAGUCGACGUGUUGAAGUCUGUUUCAAAAGGAGGGAACCUCCUCCUGCUCCUUCCUGGGGUCAAGGACGAAGAUGUUGAGAAGAAAUUGCCAGCAGCCUUCAAGAAGUCCGUCGCUGAAACCGGUGUCGGAUUGUACUUGAUCAAUCCUGGAAACACGGCUCUCAACACAGAGAAUAGUUCUGAGCUUGAGUCCCUCAUGCUGCAGACUGCCUUCCUCCGAGUGGCGUUGGGCAAAUCCGAAGAGAUCGGUCUGCAGAAACUCGCCACGAUCAAUAGCGAUAUCAAACUCCUCGAGGAAGUCGCCAGUGACCUCGAAAAGACGCUUCGCCAGAUCGAGGUUCCCAAGGAGUGGGCCGAGGUGGAAGUCGAACCAACCAAAGAAGCACUCCCAACGGACAUGCUAUCAAACAGCUUCGUUUCCUUCGACAAGACUGAAGAGGAGCCACCGUCUGUCCUGCGCAGCUGGCAGAAAGCCGCCAAAGGACUUCUGUUCAAAGAAGCAUACAGUACUGAGAAUGCGCUGCGGCCUGAAUUGCCAACCAAGACGUUUACGGUUCAUGUGAAGGAAAAUAGACGCCUGACACCAGUCACUUACGAGCGAAAUAUCUUCCACAUCGAAUUUGACCUCGGCACAUCCGGUCUCAAGUACGACAUUGGAGAAGCCCUUGGCGUCCAUGCCGAAAACGACCAUGACCAAGUUAUGGAUUUCAUUAGAUGGUAUGGUCUCAACCACGAAGAUGUCGUUGAGGUCGCUUCCAGAGAGGACCCGGCUAUCUUUGAGAACCGGACAGUCUACCAGGCUUUGUUGCAGAAUGUCGACAUUUUCGGAAGGCCGCAAAAGAAAUUCUACGAGGCACUAGCUGAUUUCGCCGAUGAUGAGAACGAGAAGAAGGUCCUGCUCACUCUUGCCGGACCGGAAGGUUUCAAGGAGUUCCAACGACGCGCGGAAGUCGACACUGUUACGUUUGCCGAUAUCCUGCUCGAGUUCCCGUCUGCGCAUCCCUCUUUCCACGAAAUCGUGCGCAUUGUCCCGCCCAUGAAGCGUCGCGAGUAUUCGAUCGCUUCGUGCCAGGCUGUUACGCCGACCUCAGUCGCGCUGAUGGUCGUCGUGGUGAACUGGGUUGACCCGAAGGGCCGUGACCGCUUCGGUCAAGCUACCAAAUAUCUCAGCAGUCUGAAGGUGGGAACGUCGGUGACAGUCAGCGUCAAGCCCUCUGUCAUGAAGUUGCCGCCUAAGUCGACGCAGCCUAUCAUCAUGGCUGGUCUUGGUACCGGUCUCGCUCCAUUCAGAGCGUUCGUGCAACACCGUGCCAUGGAAAAGGCUCAAGGAAAAGAAAUUGGUGCCGUCCUGCUGUACAUGGGAUCCCGCCACCAGCGCGAGGAGUACUGCUAUGGUGAAGAGUGGGAAGCGUACCAGGCUGCUGGCGUUAUCACACUGCUAGGACGUGCAUUCAGUCGAGAUCAGCCCCAGAAGAUCUAUAUCCAGGACAGGAUGAGGCAGACCCUGGACGAUAUCACCAAGGCAUACAUCAAGGAGGAAGGUGCUUUCUAUCUCUGUGGUCCAACGUGGCCUGUGCCUGACGUGACGAAUGUGCUCGAGGAGGCCAUUGCUAAGGAAGCGAAGGCCAGUGGUGCGAAGAAGGUCGACCCGAGCAGAGAGAUCAUGAAGCUGAAAGACGAGGGACGAUACGUGCUUGAAGUUUAUUAGAGAGUUUGCCAAAUGUUCAGCAUGGCGUCGCUGUCAUGGUGCAUGGGAUAGAUACUGAAAUGAAUCUGCAUACAUGGGCACGUGACCAUGUGUAAACAAGCUUGCCUGUAUUGUCUAGUCACGUGCCUAGCGCUUUCUGUUAAUCAAACAUUGAUUCCUUC